UUACUCCAGCAGAGAUAGUGAUACUACAUAGGACACUGAGGCAGAAACUAAAAAUUUUCUACAUGGACAUGUCAUGUAAGCGUAUUCUUGUUGAUCUUAGGAUGCAUGGAACUGACGUCUGUUGGCGUGAAAGCAAGUCAUGAACAUGUCUGUAAUUUUGGCAUUAUGAGGACUGAUUCUAGAAAAUACACCAGCCAAAAAAAAGAGAAAGAAAACAAACUGGCCACAUCUUGUUUUAUUAUAUAAUCUGAUAGAUAAGCCAGUUAUGGUUCUUUCCACCAUUUGUACUGAUUCUGGCUUGUAUACAGGCAACUUGGAAGACAAGCAGGGUUGCACCCUGCAAUGUCAGCCCUCAACAGUGAUAGCAACAUGCAGCAGCUAGUCCCUAUAGCACCACCAGGAGAGGCUUCUUGUGGUGGUGACAGUGGGAAGGAGCUGGUUGUGGUGGAUCCUGCAGGAAAGAGUUCAGGAGGUGUAAAACUGCGAGAGGAUGAGGAGGAACUAGAGGUGAAGCUCAGGCGCAUCAUGGAAAAUGCCCCUGUGCGUGUCAGUAACACAUCAGGCUCCUCUGCUGGCUCUGGCUCUGGUGAUUUCCACCAGUACCGGCAAAUGAGGAGGCGAGAGCAGGACCGGAUAGCGCGAAUGGAUGCUGACUACCAGAAGAGAAAAGAGAUGGCUGAGUACGAACUACGGAGGGUGGAGAGGCUGAAAGCAGCCGAGGAGCGGACAGCCAAGAAGCGCCUGAAACGGCAAAAGCAGAAGCAGCGUAAAAAAGAGAAGCGAGCUAAAACUGAUAAUAAUGGUGGCGAAAAACCUAACAGAGUGGAGUCAUCUGAUGAGGAUGAAGGUUCAGAUGACGACGAUGGCAAGUCUACACGUUAAUUUCAUUUGAAGACAAAUUUGUCUAGUAUAUUGCCUGUGCUAAUGCUACAGUGACAUUGUUUUUAUAUAUUUUUAUGAAAUUAUUUUACAUAAAAGUAUACAAA
Sorghum bicolor (sorghum) is the source of this 986-nucleotide messenger RNA. Its product is annotated as PRKR-interacting protein 1 homolog. The transcript has 3 exons. Gene Ontology annotation, cellular component: nucleolus. The record is from RefSeq and is a predicted model, not a curated record. Gene Ontology annotation, molecular function: double-stranded RNA binding; protein kinase binding; protein kinase inhibitor activity. NCBI's taxonomy places the organism in Eukaryota, Viridiplantae, Streptophyta, Magnoliopsida, Poales, Poaceae. Gene Ontology annotation, biological process: negative regulation of protein kinase activity. The coding region runs from base 343 to 882 and encodes 179 amino acids.